Messenger RNA from Medioppia subpectinata, 1929 nucleotides. The record is from the annotation of a GenBank genome assembly. Lineage: Eukaryota; Metazoa; Arthropoda; Arachnida; Sarcoptiformes; Oppiidae.
AUGGAACACCGGAUGAAUGUGUUGUCGAAACUGAACGAAACGGUGCAGACGUGGGUCCGCGACGUGUCCUCCAAGAAGAUGCCGAAACAGAACGCGGAGCUCAUGUCCGGCAAGAUCUUCACGUUCGGGUCGUAUCGGUUGGGCGUUCACACGAAGGGCGCCGACAUCGACACCCUUCUGGUGGCGCCGCGACAUCUCGACCGCUCCGACUUCUUCGUCACUUUCCACGAGAUGUUGUCUCAGAUCCCGAACUGUGAAUACGUUCGCGCCGUCGAAGAGGCCUUCGUUCCCGUCAACUUGAGCUGUAAGACAAGCGGUCUGAGCGCGACUUCUUUCCUGGACGCGCUGCCCAGAGACGAGUUCUUAGACCUGCUCUUCUCGCACGCCUCGUUGAACGGGUCGCGCGUGACGGACGACAUUCUGCUUCUGGUGCCGAAUCACGAGUCCUUUCGUCUGGCGUUAAGAGCCGUCAAAUUGUGGGCAAAGAGACGCGGAAUCUAUUCCAACGCUUUGGGAUAUUUAGGGGGCGUGUCGUGGGCAAUGCUGGUCGCGCGCACGUGUCAACUGUAUCCGCGCGCAUCGGCGGCCACUUUGCUGCAGAAGUUCUUUCUGGUGUUCCGUCAAUGGCCGUGGCCUAAGCCGGUGCUCCUGCGCCACAACAGCGACGACAACCCGAGUCUGGGGUUCCCGGUGUGGGACCCGCGCACUAAUGUGGCCGACAGAUACCACUUGAUGCCAAUCAUCACGCCUUNCCCGGUGCUCCUGCGCCACAACAGCGACGACAACCCGAGUCUGGGGUUCCCGGUGUGGGACCCGCGCACUAAUGUGGCCGACAGAUACCACUUGAUGCCAAUCAUCACGCCUUCGUAUCCGCAACAGAACUCCACUUUCAACGUCUCGCAGUCGACGAAAGCCAUUAUGAUUAACGAAUUCAUUCGCGCCUCAGAAAUCAUCGACAACAUUAUGAGCGGUUCUUUCUCUCCAUUGCGCGCGCCUUCUCUUAACUCACUCUCGUUGUCCAUCUCAGGUCACGCCCCGUGGGAGUCGCUCUUCGAAUCCGUCAACUUCUUCGCCAAAUACCGCCAUUUCAUUGUUCUUCUCGCGUCAGACAACGCCGAAUGGAUCGGUUUAGUCGAGUCUAAGAUCCGAAUUCUCGUCCAAAACCUCGAACGCCAUCGAUGUAUACAAUUGGCUCACGUGAACCCCAAGUGUUUCACGCGUUCUGUUCCCGCGCCCGAAGACACGCCCGACACGAGUGAAGGCGGCGAAGAACCCAAAGAGGAACCAAAGGCCGAAACGAAGCCCGAGAUGAAGAUCGAGACGAUGUGGUUCAUCGGUCUUGAGUUCAAUAAAGCCGAAGGAAUUAACGUCGAUCUCACGCAAGACAUCAAGAGUUUUGCCGAAACUGCACUUCUGACACUGUGUUUGCUUUUAGUGACAAAUGCGGCGAAAUUCGGCAAAUUCUUCAAAUCGGAGAUGACUAUUGACACCAAACACGUGAAGAGGAAAGAAUUGGGGAAAUAUUUACCGACAGAAGUGUUCAAAACGACAAAAACCGCAAAAACUCCAAAAAGUCCUGAAGCCGUCACCAAAGCUCCCGCUUCGACCACUACUCCCGCCGACGACAGAUCCAAAGACAACACAAAUGGCGACAAAACUAUUGAAAAAAAAGAUAUCGAAAACGAAGAGUCGACUCCUGUUAAGAGGGUAUCAGAAGAAGAGGCCAAUAAUUGGUUCGCAAUAACGGGUGCUUUGUUUCAGAGCUGCGAGAAAAGAGGUCUCGAAGACGCGAACUCGAGUCCGAAAAAGCAUUUGAAGACCGAAGAAGAGAUUAAUAAUUGCCAGAAAUUAGAUGUAGAGGGAAAGGGAGAGGACGGGGAGUCGAGUCCCGCCAAACAUUUGAGGACAGAGACCGAGAAACAAAGGUAA